AUGCACAAGACGCAGAGCAGAGGCGAGGAGACCGAGGGUUUAAGCGAGUGGAAGAAGCGCGCGCCGUACCGCAUCCACGAGCCCAACGAGGAGUUCAACCCCAGGUACCACGCCAGCUGUCACUGCGGACGCGUCGAGUACCAGCUCAGUCGCAAGGAGCCUCUCGACUCGAAGCUGUGCCACUGCACAACGUGUCAAACCCAGCAUGCUGCUCCAUUCCAAUGGGCUGCCAUUUUCCACAAGGAGGACAUCAACUUCACCCAUGGCCACCACGAACUUGAGUGGUACGAUCCGACCGACAAGUCGAUUGAGCACAAGCUGCCUUGCAAGGUCCGCUGCUCAUACUGCCACUCACCGAUCAUGGACGAAGGUCGCAACAUGAUCCUCCUCUUCCCCAGCUUGAUUCACCUUAAGACGGACGAAGACAAGGCGAAUUUCAAGCCCAGGUGUCACAUGUUCUACGGUCAGCGCGUCAUGGACAUUCCUGAUGGUCUGCCCAAGUGGGACGGUCUCAGCAACGAGAGCAACCUCAUUGAGGACAGCCCCCCGGACCAGGUUAGAGACCUAGAGCGCAAGCGUGAGGCCGAGCGCAACGAGCGCUUUGAGAAGGGUGAGAACAAAUAA
Molecule: messenger RNA, 624 nt
Organism: Aplosporella prunicola CBS 121167
Lineage: Eukaryota; Fungi; Ascomycota; Dothideomycetes; Botryosphaeriales; Aplosporellaceae
Exons: 3
Coding region: 1-624 (207 amino acids)
Molecular function (GO): carbon-sulfur lyase activity
Source: RefSeq, a predicted model, not a curated record